UGAGAGGCCGGGUCGCGCCCGCCGCGCCCGCGCUCCAGUCCCCCCUGGCUGGCACCGCUCUUACCGCCCAGGUCCCGCUGCUCCCCCUCUGCCAAAGGUGCCAGGCCUCGGAGCUUUCCUCACAGCUCCCGUCUGAGGCCAGGCGCGAGGUGUCCUCUGAAGCCAGACAACCAGUUUGGGAGCGAGCCUAAGGUCAAGCAAUCAAUGCCUGUGAUGGACAGGCAAGUCUGCAUCCCCCCGGAGCUGCCGGAACUGCUCAAGCAGUUCACCAAAGCCGCCAUCCGGAUGCAGCCCCAGGACCUCAUCCAGUGGGGUGUCGAGUACUUUGAGGCUAUAGCUCGAGGAGAGACUCCUCCAAUGAGAGAGCAGUCUGAGCGAGUCGCCUUGUCCAACUGGACAGAACUGACGCCGGAGCUGUUAAAGAUCCUGCAUUCUCAGGUUGCUGGCAGACUGAUCAUCCAUGCAGAUGAGUUGGCCCAGAUGUGGAAGGUGCUGAAUCUCCCAACAGAUCUGUUUAAUAGCUUGAUGAAUGUGGGUCGCUUCACAGAAGAGAUUGAAUGGCUGAAGUUUUUAGCCCUUGCUUGCAGCUCGCUUGGAGUUACCAUUGCCAAAACUCUCAAGAUAAUAUGUGAAGUUUUAUCCUGCGACCAUGCUGGUGGGCCUCCCCGGAUCCCCUUCAGCACUUUUCAGUUUCUCUACACGUAUAUAGCUGAAGUGGAUGGGGAGAUCUCUGCGUCCCACGUCAGCAGAAUGCUAAACUACAUUGAACAUGAAGUAAUUGGUCCUGAUGGUUUAAUCAAGGUGAAUGACUUUACCCAAAACCCCAGGGUUCAGCUGGAAUAAAAGUGCAAUCAAUUUUGGCAAUUGUAAAGGAAGAUACAGAGAUGAUUGUGCUUCAGAGUGGCUGAACCCGACACACCAUCCAAAGUCAAUUUUCUUGUCCAACUGGUACACACUAAUAAACAUAUGAAAUCAGAAAUGUGUGGGAUU
Messenger RNA from Heterocephalus glaber (naked mole-rat), 990 nucleotides. It is a transcript of the gene Ropn1, whose product is annotated as rhophilin associated tail protein 1. Gene Ontology annotation, biological process: sperm capacitation. Gene Ontology annotation, cellular component: motile cilium; cytoplasm. Lineage: Eukaryota; Metazoa; Chordata; Mammalia; Rodentia; Bathyergidae. The record is from RefSeq and is a predicted model, not a curated record.